Molecule: messenger RNA, 2577 nt
Organism: Cordyceps militaris CM01
Lineage: Eukaryota; Fungi; Ascomycota; Sordariomycetes; Hypocreales; Cordycipitaceae
Product: C2H2 transcription factor (AmdA), putative
Exons: 3
Coding region: 1-2577 (858 amino acids)
Biological process (GO): regulation of transcription by RNA polymerase II; DNA-templated transcription
Cellular component (GO): chromatin
Molecular function (GO): DNA-binding transcription factor activity, RNA polymerase II-specific; zinc ion binding; RNA polymerase II cis-regulatory region sequence-specific DNA binding
Source: RefSeq, a predicted model, not a curated record
AUGCUCCCUCUUCCCGCUCUCGAGGCUCCGGCUUCUCAUCCUCCACCGUCGUCGCUCCCUGGUGUCAUCGGCACAUCAGAGACCACUGAAACCCGCAACCAAAAGCCCAAGACGCUGCCUUGCAAGUAUUGCAGCAAACACUUUCGGGAUCUCCUCGUGCGACAUGAGAAACUCGUUCAUCUCAAUGAUGCCAGCAAAGACAAUGCUCGUCCGAGGCCCUCAUCGUCGAGCGCCGGCUCGCACAAGCCUUCCUUGUCUGACGGCCAUGUUGAGGCCGACGCCAUGAACAUGCACCGCACCACUCUCCCUCCUGUUGGUCCGCCGCCGCCGCAGCAAAUGUAUCAUCCUCAGCCGCCCAUGCCGAAUAACAUGCAGCCCAUGCAACAGUCGAUGCAACAGGAUCACGCCAUGAAAUCAAGACUGGCAGCCUGUAACCUUGACGUUCUGUCUGAUGCUGCCCUCGCCAGUGAAGUCAGCUCCAUGGCACCCAUGAUGAAUACCAUUUCACAACAACCGACGAGCCACGCCAGAGGUAAAAGCUUUGGCGAGGUCAUGCCUCAAUUCGGCCAACGCCAACCUCAGGAUCAAACUCAUGUCAUGCCAACCUUUGCACAGCCGCCAGCACCGCAGGCCGCGUAUGACGACUAUAAUGUCUUCUUGGACGAUUUUUCCUUUGCGCCACAUUUCCUGCCACCGCACUUUGAACCCGACCAAACCAUGAACAUGUGGACUCGCUCACCAGCUACUAUGAACCAGAGAAUGGCCUCGAAACCAGUGUCGGCGAUGCCGUCACGCAUUGGCUCCCUUGGGCCGGAUGCUCGUGAUGCGACCGAUUUUGUUGGAGAUGCUUCGCGUCCUUCUCCUUUGCGCAUAUCUGCUGCAGAUUAUGCAACCAUCAAGAAGAAACUGGAUGACUUCUCGUCUGUACUACCAAGCGACUUUGUGUGCCCUUCGCGGCAUACUCUGACACGAUUCUUCGAAGGCUAUAUAUCCGGAUUUCACGAUCUACUACCUGUUCUGCACCUCCCUACGCUAUCGCCCGCGGCCAUCGCUCCAGAGCUGCUGCUCGCAAUCCUAGCCGUCGGUGCCCAGUACCGGUUUGAGAGCAACCGAGGCUACGCACUCUGGUAUGCUACAAAAGCGGUGGCCAUGGAGCAAAUUCGAAGAAGACACAGCUCAGAAAUAUACGCGCUGCUGCCCAGCACUGCAUCGUAUAGUCCGCAUUCGACUCGUCCUUCGCCAACAUCUGGUUACCGAAAUUCCUUUGGCUCAGGUCAAUCAGAAAGACCUUCUACCACCGAUGGAAGUCGCGAUCCUGUUUCCCCCAACACCCCCCAAGCGCGAUUAGAGACGAUACAAGCCAUUUUACUGCUCUUCGCCGUAGGGUUAUGGGGAAUCAAAACAAUAUUGCACGAAUCUCUGUCACUGCAAAGCAAUCUGGCCAUCUUGAUAAGAGAAGAGGGCCUGCACAUGGAUGCCAGUCAACUGGCCAUUGGCAACUGGGAAACGUGGGUCCAACGAGAAGGCGCUCUGCGGACAAAAGUCAUUGCUUUUUGUUUCUUCAACUUGUGCAGCAUGACGUACGACAUGCCGCCGGCGCUGCUCACCUCCGAAGUCCAUCUCUUCUUACCCUUGACGGCACGACUAUGGCGUGCCGAAACGGCAUGGCAAUGGCAGGAACUACGGCAAUCGACGCCGCUGGUGGAAAUUACGCUCCACGAAGCCUUUUCCAAAUUCUUUGGUCCCACAAACGCAGUCUUGCCUUCAGAGCUCUCGUCACUCGGCCACUAUGUACUGAUCCACGCCUUGGUCCAGCACGUAUACCUGCUAAAACAAACUUCCUUUGCCGCCGGGCCUUCGUAUGAUAUGCAACGCACUUUGAGACCAGAGGAUGUCGAGCAGGGCUCCCAAGCCUUGCGCAUGUGGCACACGAGCUUUGAGCAACGUCACCAGCUGCGAGCCGCCGAAACAGGUCAAUACGGAAACAACGAUACAAUGACCGGAGGGUCCCUCGUGUACAAUGCGACGGCACUGCUGCGACUGGCAUACAUUCGACUCUACACCGACACACCUCCUAGUAGAGCACUGCAGACGCGAGACUCGAUGUUGAUUGCGUCGGCCAUGCAUAACACGCCCGGGCUGCCGCGCAACCACCGUGUCCAACGCGCCGUAUUUCAAGCAACGCACGCGUUGUCCAUGCUGGUCAAGGUAGGCGUCAACUAUGUGGCCAAGGCAAAGUCGACCGAGUGGAGCAUUCAGCAUUCCCUGUGUAACUUUGAAUGUGCCAUUCUCGUGGCCAAGUGGCUCAUGAGCCUAGCAUCCAUAGGGCCGCAAGACGCACCGGCAUCGGGCGAGGAAGUCAACCUGCUGGAUACGGUGCGGCGGAUGGUGGACGAGACCGAGUUUGCCGUGCCACAGCGAGACGCCCACGUCAGUGACGCGGUCAAGCUCCGGCAGCUAGCCAGUGCGGUGGUGCGGCUGUGGUCGGAGACGUUUAAAGGAACGCACAUCUUUGACAUGGUCAAGACGAUGGGCGAUAGUCUGGACGGCUACGCCAGCCUAGUCGAAAAAUCCUAG